UUAGUUACAAAAGGUAUGACGUCACUGAAAAAUCUGUUAUAUUAUAAAAUAACCACUAGCUUAAGAGAAGUCGAAAUCUUCAGCUACUCUCCUUUCAUGUUAAGACCUUUCUGUGUUAGCCGUCGUUUUCUGUUCAGAGCUGCUGGGUUUAACUCUUCUCAUCGCAAUUCUAGGUCGGUAAGCUCGAGAAUAUUGCAAAUGGCGCCUCCAAUCUUGUCUUUGGCUCUUCCUUCAGAGACUGGUCGUGUUCUCAGCAUUCAAUCUCAUACUGUUCAGGGAUACGUUGGCAACAAGUCAGCUGUCUUUCCCCUCCAGAUUCUAGGUUAUGAUGUUGAUCCAAUCAAUUCAGUACAAUUCUCAAACCAUACAGGAUAUCCAUCCGUUAAAGGCCAAGUUUUGAAUGGGCAACAACUAUGGGAUCUAAUAGAAGGUCUUGAAGGAAAUGACUUACUGUAUUAUACUCAUUUGUUAACAGGUUAUAUUGGUUCUGUUUCAUUUUUGAACACUAUAUUGGAAGUAGUCAAUAAGCUGCGGUCCAUAAAUCCAAAACUCACAUAUGUUUGUGAUCCAGUGAUGGGUGACGAAGGAAAGCUUUAUGUUCCACCCGAGCUAGUAGCUGUGUACCGUGAAAAGGUUGUCCCAGUGGCUUCAAUGUUGACACCUAACCAGUUUGAAGCUGAACAGUUGACUGGGUUCAGGAUUGUCACUGAAAAGGACGGCAGGGAAGCUUGUAACACUCUUCAUGCUGCUGGACCCUCAAAGGUCAUAAUCACAAGCAUCAAUAUAGAUGGAAAUCUUCUCCUCGUUGGCAGUCAUCAAAAAGAAAAGGACCAACCUCCUGAGCAAUUCAAGAUAGAGAUACCCAAAAUUCCUGCAUAUUUUACGGGAACCGGGGAUCUGAUGACUGCACUUCUGCUUGGAUGGAGUAAUAAAUAUCCUGACAAUCUUGGCACAGCAGCAGAGCUUGCAGUAUCAAGCUUGCAGGCGCUUCUGCAGAGAACAGUGAAUGACUACAGAAGCGUCGGAUAUGAUCCCCAGUCUAGCAGUUUGGAGAUCAGACUAAUUCAAAGCCAGGAUGACAUUCGCCAUCCUCAAGUUAAAUUUAAAGCUGAAAAAUAUGAUUAGAAGGGUGAAACUGUAAUGAAGUUUAACUGUGGGAUGUUCAUGUCAAAAACUUCUUCUAUUUUGGCUUAUAUAACAAUUGAAGGAAUAAGGUUUAAUUUGCCCCUUGAACUUUUCGAAAAAGAUCAAUUCACCCCUUUUGACCUUUUUUGUUCA
This is a messenger RNA of Ricinus communis (castor bean), 1278 nucleotides long. RefSeq names its product pyridoxal kinase. Lineage: Eukaryota; Viridiplantae; Streptophyta; Magnoliopsida; Malpighiales; Euphorbiaceae. Gene Ontology annotation, biological process: pyridoxal 5'-phosphate salvage. The record is from RefSeq and is a predicted model, not a curated record. Gene Ontology annotation, molecular function: pyridoxal kinase activity. Gene Ontology annotation, cellular component: cytosol. The transcript is spliced from 13 exons. Bases 16 to 1125 code for a protein of 369 amino acids.